This is a messenger RNA of Peromyscus eremicus (cactus mouse), 1948 nucleotides long. RefSeq names its product dynein cytoplasmic 1 light intermediate chain 1 (gene Dync1li1). Gene Ontology annotation, biological process: microtubule cytoskeleton organization; microtubule-based movement. The transcript is spliced from 13 exons. Gene Ontology annotation, molecular function: dynein heavy chain binding. The record is from RefSeq and is a predicted model, not a curated record. Gene Ontology annotation, cellular component: centrosome; cytoplasmic dynein complex. The coding region runs from base 126 to 1697 and encodes 523 amino acids. NCBI's taxonomy places the organism in Eukaryota, Metazoa, Chordata, Mammalia, Rodentia, Cricetidae.
CCCGCAGGCGCGGUCAGCUCCAGAGCCCCGAACGCCCAUAUCCGGGUUCCCUCCGCCGCCGCCGCCGCCGCCGCCGCCGCCUCGCUCUUUCAGCCCUGUCAGGAGUGGUGUGAUUCCCGACCAAGAUGGCGGCCGUGGGGCGAGUCGGCUCGUUCGGUUCAUCUCCACCCGGGUUAGCCUCGACUUACGCCAGCGGGCCUCUGGCCAACGAGCUGGCGUCGGGCAGCAGCGGCCCCGCGGCGGGCGACGACGAGGACGGACAGAACCUCUGGUCCUGCAUCCUCAGCGAGGUGUCCACGCGCUCGCGCUCCAAGCUCCCGACCGGGAAGAACGUGCUGCUGCUGGGUGAAGAUGGAGCUGGAAAAACAAGCUUAAUAAGAAAAAUUCAGGGAAUAGAGGAGUACAAGAAAGGAAGAGGCCUGGAGUAUUUGUAUUUAAACGUGCAUGAUGAAGACAGGGAUGAUCAAACGAGAUGUAAUGUAUGGAUCUUGGAUGGAGACCUGUAUCACAAAGGGCUACUCAAGUUCUCCCUGGAUGCUCUUUCUCUGAAGGACACUCUGGUUAUACUGGUCGUUGAUAUGUCAAAGCCUUGGACUGCUUUGGAUUCCUUACAGAAAUGGGCAAGUGUGGUGAGAGAGCACGUUGACAAGCUGAAAAUACCCCCUGAGGAGAUGAAAGAAAUGGAGCAGAAGUUGAUUAGAGACUUCCAAGAGUAUGUGGAGCCAGGAGAAGACUUCCCAGCUUCCCCUCAGCGAAGAGCCACAGCUGCACAGGAGGACAGAGAUGACAGCGUUGUCCUCCCCCUGGGUGCAGACACACUCACACACAACCUGGGUCUCCCAGUACUCGUGGUUUGCACAAAGUGUGAUGCCAUUAGUGUAUUGGAGAAAGAGCAUGACUACAGAGAUGAACACUUUGAUUUUAUCCAGUCACACAUCCGCAAGUUCUGUUUACAGUAUGGUGCAGCGCUUAUUUACACUUCAGUAAAAGAGAACAAGAACAUAGACUUAGUUUAUAAAUACAUCGUCCAGAAGCUGUAUGGGUUCCCCUACAAGAUCCCUGCGGUGGUGGUGGAAAAGGAUGCAGUGUUUAUUCCAGCAGGGUGGGAUAAUGAUAAGAAAAUAGGAAUAUUACAUGAAAAUUUUCAAACUUUGAAAAUAGAAGAUAAUUUUGAAGAUAUCAUAACCAAACCUCCUGUCCGAAAGUUUGUGCAUGAAAAGGAGAUCAUGGCAGAAGAUGACCAAGUGUUUCUUAUGAAGUUACAGUCCCUUUUAGCAAAGCAACCACCAACUGCAGCUGGAAGGCCUGUGGAUGCCUCACCAAGAGUCCCUGGAGGCUCCCCUCGAACACCAAACAGAUCUGUGUCAUCCAAUGUUGCCAGUGUGUCCCCCAUCCCUGCAGGAUCAAAAAAAAUUGAUCCGAACAUGAAAGCUGGAGCAACGAGCGAAGGUGUCCUGGCCAACUUCUUCAACAGUCUGUUGAGUAAGAAGACUGGCUCCCCUGGAGGCCCCGGGGUCGGGGGCAGUCCUGGAGGAGGGGCUGCAGGGGGAAGCACCGGCUUGCCACCCUCCGCCAAAAAGUCAGGCCAGAAGCCUGUGCUCUCAGACGUUCACGCAGAGCUAGACAGAAUCACACGGAAACCUGCUUCCGUUUCUCCUACGACACCUACGUCUCCUACGGAAGGAGAAGCCUCCUGAAGAUACCAAACAAAGCCAUUUGUUCGUUCUUCUGGGUAACGUCAGCUUGCCUCUGCCUUUUUCCUCCAAGUUGGAAUUAGGGGACUGGAAGCUUUUACAGACAAAGUUUAUGUCCCUUUUUUUUUCCCCUGUGGCUGCCCAUUUUGAAAAGAGGAGCGACACAGAAGAAAGACAAUUUUACAUUAUGUAGAAUAAUUGUUUGCAUUGCUGUUCUGCAAAAGGAAGUAAUUUUGGAUUUUGAAAAAAAACAA